AUGGGCGACAAGGAUCACGAGGAUGCCAUCACGAAGGAGGAUUCCCUGGAGCAGGAUCCUCCCAACGAGGUCGCUAUUCGUACCGAGACAUUCGCCAUCAAACAGGAAGCUUUGGGCCACGAUCUGCCUGCCAAAUACUGGUUGUCUCCGGGGUUCGUAGGGACCGUUGUCGCACUAUGCUUUGGUAACAUUAGCAACUAUGCUAGCUGGGUGCAGCCAUCAAACUCAUUGACCGUCAUAAACGCUUCAAUAGGCCCCUCGGACAACAUCACAUGGGUAUCGCUGGCUUAUACUCUAGGCUUGGCUGUUGGCAGGUUCCUGAUCUCGAACACACGCAAAGCAGUAGCCGCUAACUCCAUUCCAGGAUUCCUGAUUGUUGGUAGACUGUCCGAUAUUUUCGGGAGACGAUGGCAAGGCUAUUCUUCAAGUCCUCGAGCUUGGCUGACCUUCCUUUCAGGUUCUUCAUUGGCGGCAACUUCUUAGCAUUGCUGUGUGGCAUUCUGGGAGCAACAGCGCAGAAUGUUAAUACUCUAAUCGGCGGCAACGUGUUGGGCGGCCUCGCGGGCGCUGUCCAGAUCUCAUUUACCGUGGCCAUAGCGGAGCUUGUUCCGAACAAACAUCGUCCGUUAUGGGUCGCAGCAAUCUUCUUGUCCAGCGUUGAGUUUGCCGCCUUCGGUCCUGAAAUUGCCCAGCUUCUUGUCACCAACACGGCCGCGGGAUGGAGGUGCGUCAGACGAAUAAUGCUAAGCCUCGCAUAUGUGUUGACAACGAGCAGAUGGAAUUACUACGUCAACAUCAUCGUAUCUGGACUCGCAGUAACUCUAUUCUUCUUCUUCUGUCAGUCCUCUUUGAGCCGACUUGUUGCCUCCGAAAGCGCUGACAGAAUUCAGAUCAUCCGCCAACGUUUCAUUUGCUUCAUUCAGACCGCUCAAGAAUAGAGCAGCUGAAACGGCAGGACCUCGUCGGCUUCAUACUCUUCAUCGGCGGCUUGAUCCUUUUCAUCAUGGGUCUUAGCUGGGGUGGUGUGGUCUAUCCGUGGGCGUCAGCACAUGUGAUCGCAACCAUCAUCGUCGGCUUCCUCGCCUUGGUCGCUUUCGUACUCUGGGACGCAUAUGGACAUUCUGGCGACCCACUACUACCACUGCACUUGUUCAAGACCCGUGGAUAUCUUGCUAUGGUGAUCACGGCUAUGGUUGGCUCUUGCGUGUACUACUCCAUGAACGUCAUUUGGCCGCAGCAGAUUGCAUACCUCUUUGGCGGGUCUGCGGCUCAUCGCGGCUGGCUGGCAUGCGUCGUUGGAGCAGCAACUCUUUGUGGACAAGUCUCUGGAGCGGCAUUGUGCCAGUACAUCAAACAAUCAAGGUGGAUCUUGAUAUAUGGGACCUUAUCGCUCUUGGCUUUCUCCGGCGCGAUGAUUAGUAUUGGCCCAGGACAGGAAUCAAAGGGCGUUGGCUUGAUGUUCAUGGCAUGUCUCAGUGUAGGGAUCAUCGAAGCUUGUUCCUUAUCUCUUGGUCAGUCGAAACAUAUUGCAGGUGUUGGGAACUCUUACUGAUGACUUCAGCCCCUCUUGCCUUGCCUUCCGAAGACAUCGGCGCCGCCCUUGGUGCGUUGGGCUCCAUCAGAUCGGGCGGUGCAUCUGUUGCGACUGCAAUCUACGUAAGUCAAACAGAUCCUGUGUGAUGUCGCGUCGCUAGCUCACUGAUGCCCCUUACAGACCACCAUCUUGAACAACAAGCUCGCCACAUACCUCCCUCUGUAUGUAUCGCCUGCUGCAACCGAUGCUGGUCUUCCGCAAUCAUCUCUUCCCGCGCUGUUCACCGCGAUCAAAGCUGGCGAUCUGAGCAAUGUCCCUGGCAUCUCGCAAGCCGUCGUCGCCGCGGUGACCACUGCAAGUGCGCAAGCAGCAGCAGUAUCUUUCAAGUACGUGUGGUAUGCGGUCGUUGCAUUCGCAGCCUGUUCCGUGAUUGCUGCAUGCUUGACGAUCAACUACGGCGAAUACCUCAACGACACCGUGGAACGCCGGCUCCACGGAAAGACCAUCUCCGCGUCUGUCGAACAUGUUGAAGCUGUUGAAAAGCAGAAGGCAUAG
Molecule: messenger RNA, 2089 nt
Organism: Lecanosticta acicola
Lineage: Eukaryota; Fungi; Ascomycota; Dothideomycetes; Mycosphaerellales; Mycosphaerellaceae
Source: the annotation of a GenBank genome assembly